UGAUAUUUUCUCCGUCAUGUCCGGUCGCGGAAAGCAGGGCGGCAAGGCUCGCGCCAAGGCCAAGACGCGCUCGUCGCGGGCCGGGCUGCAGUUCCCGGUGGGCCGCGUGCACCGCCUGCUCCGCAAGGGCAACUACGCCGAGCGGGUGGGGGCCGGCGCGCCGGUGUACCUGGCGGCCGUGCUCGAGUACCUGACGGCCGAGAUCCUGGAGCUGGCGGGCAACGCGGCCCGCGACAACAAGAAGACGCGCAUCAUCCCGCGCCACCUGCAGCUGGCCAUCCGCAACGACGAGGAGCUCAACAAGCUGCUGGGCCGCGUCACCAUCGCGCAGGGCGGCGUCCUGCCCAACAUCCAGGCCGUGCUGCUGCCCAAGAAGACCGAGAGCCACCACAAGGCCAAGGGCAAGUAGAAAUAUGGCCUAGUCUGGAGCUCAAGUCUCCUGUCCAAACCAAAAGGCUCUUUUUAGAGCCAUCCACUUAAUCAAGGAAAAGAGCUGUGCCUCACGUUCUGUCAUUGGGAUAGCAGGUGUUGAGUAGUGGCAAAUCCUGUUGAAAAGAAAAUUUAUAGGCCUGUCAAUCGACCCAAGAGUCCUUGAAUUAAAAGAAGUCACCUUGCCAAAAAAGACAAACCUUUGCCCUAAGGAACCCAUAAGAGGAAAACUUGGGUGUCCUUGAUUAUUCCUGCAGGAUCAAAUGUCCAUGUGGAACCCAAACUUGGCAGCCUGUGACUUUGGCCUAGCCUUCUCUCUUCUAAUUCAAUGGAAUCCUCCUGAAUAAGACUCCCCUCUCCUAUAUGUCCUGCGUUAGUCCUGCAGGCCGGUGGACUCCUUGUUUGAAAUAAGUUCAGGCAGACAAUGCGUUUCAUAAUUGUACACAGGUGAAGUAAAGACAGCAAGGAAACACAUCGGGGAGACCAUGUGCCUUUGCAACAGACGUGAGAGGUGGACGUUGUAAGUCAGAUUUUCACCUUAACUAUACUGGCACCCAAUGAGUCCCAGUGCCUAUUCUGGCUGUUCUCGGCCACCAGCACACCCUUAUCACCAAAGUCAGAAGCUGGAGGGCGUCUUCCAUUCCUCUCCACGGAAGUACACCUCCGCCAAUGUUUAGUUUUUCCUCACGAAGAUCUUCUAAUAAAAUUAAGUUUCUAUGCC
Messenger RNA from Prionailurus viverrinus (fishing cat), 1150 nucleotides. Its product is annotated as histone H2A type 1-E. Gene Ontology annotation, molecular function: protein heterodimerization activity; DNA binding; structural constituent of chromatin. The transcript has a single exon. The coding region runs from base 17 to 409 and encodes 130 amino acids. The record is from RefSeq and is a predicted model, not a curated record. NCBI's taxonomy places the organism in Eukaryota, Metazoa, Chordata, Mammalia, Carnivora, Felidae. Gene Ontology annotation, cellular component: nucleosome.